AGUGCCAGCAAAGGUGGUUAAACUUCAUCUCGACGAGUGUUCAGUUAGAAUAUACCCAGCUGCUUGUGCAAGCGGCAGAGUGAUCUCUACAUACUUCCACAGUCGUGGCCUUCGCUGAGCACCAACGAUACAUCAACCGUCCUGAGGACGACGACGAAGACGCUUAUCAGUCGGCCAACAUGGCGAUUACCAACCGUCACGCGUCUCCCUUCGAUGCCUCUGCCUCACCUCAACCGCAACCGGCCUCCAGCGCGAAUAUGACCAAACGUGACGUUCGCCGCAAUCGCAUAAUGGAGCGGCUACAAGCGAUGAUCGACUCCUUCAGCGCCAACCAACACCAGCAUUACCGCGCCCAGCUGCAAGCGGUGCAAGUUGAUAUGACGCUCGUGCUCCGAGCGGAGCCGUACGAGAACGGGCCGCUGGAGGAUGGCGGAGAAGAAAUACGUGGGAUGGUGGAAGCGAUGAUGGCGAGCAACACAAUCGGCGACGAAGCGGCGCAGAGAGAUUAUUUGGCUAUGGCGGGCACGCGGUAUGCGGAGUUUGCGCGAGAGGUGAACGAUGAGCUCGCGGCAAGGGAUGCCGAGCUGGUAGCGUUAAACAAUAAUUACCACAACGCUGUCGCCGAGCUGGAGCGGCUCACACAGCAGAAGCUGCACCAAGCGGAUGAGGAGCACAAAGCUCUGUCUUCCACCAUCCGUCAACGGCUAAUUACUUCGAUUACCAAGAAACGGCAGCAUCUUCUGCGUGACAAAGAGCAGCUCGACAUCGCAGAUUCCAAUGCCCUGCUCCUCCAUCCCAACCACUUCAGCAUCAACAACCCCAGCUCACCUGGUGGAGGUCAAAACAGGAAGACGAGGCACCUCCGACAUCGUGCAGGAAGUCCUAAUGCUGGCGACUUGGCUGAGAAUGGCAAGCGCAAGCGAAAGGUAAUGGCUAUGGAUGAUGACGGCAACGAGAGCCCAGCGCCAGCGUUCAGGCCUCUGCCUCCGCCGGACGCCCUCGGUGGUGGCCGAAGUCCAUUCAAGGAUGCGCGCAGGGAGAACGCAUACACUCAGUUCGAAGCACCAGCUUACAGCCUCGAGCGCAUAUUCACUGACAAGGAGCUGGCAAUGGCUACUGCAACAGCGCAGCAAGCUACAUACAAGCACUUCCACGGGCCGAAGCCGCAAGAGACCAGCACCACAAACGGUACUGCCGUUCCAUCCUAUGACGGAGAAACCUUGCCAGAUCCGACUGCGACCGUUGAUGGCCAAGACGCUGGCAUCCAUCCAACGACAGAGCUAACAGGCACCCCGCCGCCCUCUCACGCACCUCCAGCGGCGCCCGAAAUGGAACGUCAAACCUCCCACCAAGUCCUCACACGUGGUGCGCGGGCCGCAAACCCUCUGGCCGCCCUUUCCGACCUCGCCAAUGUCGCUGCAGCCGCUGGCUCGGCACCCAUUCGAGACAAUCCUUUCGCGCCGGUGCUUCCGACCUACAACGCCGUAGCCCGCAGUGAGAAAUCCGGCGCGCCAGCUCCACCCGCCGUAGGCCAGCUGGACCUUGAUAACGACUUCGAAAUGAUGCGGCAAGCCGGCGCUGACGCCGCGACGGAGGAUGAGGAGUACGCUACACCCGAAGAAGUCAACGCUGCACGGGAGAUGCGGCGCAAUUUGCUCGAUCAGGCGUUGGGCUGGAAGUUCGCCUCCCAACCGUACCGCUUGCCUCUGACUGAGACCGGGCCGGCGAAUGUGCCGAGACCGGUUGAAAGGCCGCUGUAUGCAGGUUUCAGUCACAUCGCGAGCCUGGAGGUGCAGCAACAGAGAGCAAGGCAGGCGAAUGCUGCCGCUGCUGUGGCGGCUGCGGCGGGUAUGGGGAGUGGUGGGAGUUUAGCGAUGGCGCUACAGGGGAAGUUUGGCCUGGGAGCAGAGCCCAUGAGUCGAACUACUAGUGCGGGAGGGAUGAGCGAAAGCGGAGAGGUGGCGACUGGGCUUAGUCGGAGAGGAAGAGGAAAAGUGGCAGGCUGACAGCUUGGCUCAUCUUACCUACUCAGGCCCUCUAGGCCCCCGCCCAUUUCUGCAUUGUGCACACUUGCUUGGAGCAGUCGUUUUCGCGCGCUCGACUUGGAGCUACGCUUCUGCUUCAACAUGCCAGCUCCGUCUAACUUUAGGUGCCAAUGCGUACUACUAACAGAAGCCGCCAGCCCGCGUCGAAGUGAAAGUUCUCUUUGCGGGAAGGUUUCCCAUCAAUCCGAUUCUGGGUUGUAGGCAUCGUCGGCCGCAUUCAUUGCCUGCAG
Baudoinia panamericana UAMH 10762 is the source of this 2275-nucleotide messenger RNA. RefSeq lists its product as uncharacterized. Gene Ontology annotation, cellular component: Sin3-type complex. Gene Ontology annotation, biological process: negative regulation of transcription by RNA polymerase II. Gene Ontology annotation, molecular function: histone deacetylase binding. NCBI's taxonomy places the organism in Eukaryota, Fungi, Ascomycota, Dothideomycetes, Mycosphaerellales, Teratosphaeriaceae. Bases 180 to 2006 code for a protein of 608 amino acids. The record is from RefSeq and is a predicted model, not a curated record. The transcript is spliced from 2 exons.